This is a messenger RNA of Monopterus albus (swamp eel), 591 nucleotides long. Its product is annotated as neural cell adhesion molecule 1-like. NCBI's taxonomy places the organism in Eukaryota, Metazoa, Chordata, Actinopteri, Synbranchiformes, Synbranchidae. The coding region runs from base 130 to 591 and encodes 153 amino acids. The transcript is spliced from 6 exons. Gene Ontology annotation, molecular function: protein binding. The record is from RefSeq and is a predicted model, not a curated record.
CAGAGGUGUUUGUGUCAGCAGAGCAGCAAAGUGUAUCAGUGGGACUCCGCAUCCGCUCAAGUUGGUGGUGUUGAUGGUGUGCUGCUGAUAGACGAGGUAGUGCCCUCUGAUGGUGGACUGUAUUCCUGCAUGGCUGUCAGCAUUUCUGGAAAUGCAUCAAGAGAUGCUGCAAUACACACCCAGCCCAGUUCACCUCACUACCUGUCAGUCUCACCUGGCCCGACCUCAGUCCUCUUCUCCCUCAAAACCCCGCCCAUCAGUGGAGGAACACCAAUCACAAGUUUUGUUCUGCAGUGGAGGCAAAGUGCAGAAGAACAGUGGGAGGAGGUCACAGUACCAGUUUCAGAGCUGCUAGUUAUCUCAUCCCUCAAGCCAUACAUAUUGUACACAGUGGAUUUGGCCGCCCUUAAUGCAGUGGGACUGGGGCCAUUCUCACACACAAGCAGCAUUCACACCCAGGGAAUAAUGAAAAUAGAAGGCAACUCCUUCUCUGUCCUGCUCAAACAGAUUAAUGACAGUGAGACUCCUCUGCUGUACUUCAACGUACGAUACAGACAGGAUACACAUAAUACUUUAGCCAGUUAUCCAUGA